This is a messenger RNA of Tachysurus fulvidraco (yellow catfish), 1502 nucleotides long. RefSeq names its product exosome component 9 (gene exosc9). Gene Ontology annotation, cellular component: cytoplasmic exosome (RNase complex); nuclear exosome (RNase complex). Gene Ontology annotation, biological process: nuclear polyadenylation-dependent mRNA catabolic process; U1 snRNA 3'-end processing; nuclear mRNA surveillance. NCBI's taxonomy places the organism in Eukaryota, Metazoa, Chordata, Actinopteri, Siluriformes, Bagridae. Bases 107 to 1297 code for a protein of 396 amino acids. The transcript has 12 exons. The record is from RefSeq and is a predicted model, not a curated record.
UGCCGUGCUGUCGUCAUCAAAUCGCGCACGAGGCUGCUCAUGCUUACAAGCAGAACGUGAGCUACUCAGGAUCUCAGGACGCGAUUGUUAUUUAAUAGCUCCAGCUAUGAGGGAGACGCCUUUAUCGAACUGCGAGAGAGACUUUCUCCUUAAAUCCAUUCAGGAAAAGAAGCGUUUGGAUGGAAGGCAAACCUACGAUUACCGCAAUAUUAAAGUAACGUUCGGUACGGAUUACGGCUGCUGUACGGUCAUCCUUGGGAAGACGAGGGUGCUCGCUCAGGUAUCAUGUGAGUUGGUUCCUCCAAAAGAUUCCCGUCCCACUGAAGGCAUCAUGUUUUUUAACUUGGAGCUUUCUCCCAUGGCAUCGCCUGGCUUUCAGUCCAACAGACAGUCUGAGUUAUUAGUGACGCUGAACAGGCAGCUCGAGAGAUGUCUGAGGAACUCCAGAUGCAUCGACAUGGAGUCUUUGUGUGUGAUCUCAGGAGAAAAGGUUUGGCAAAUCCGCGUUGACGUUCACAUUCUAAAUCAUGAUGGGAAUCUGAUGGACGCUGCGAGCGUUGCAGCCAUUUCAGCGCUCUGUCACUUCAAAAGGCCUGAGGUCGCCAUCCAGGGUCGAGACGUCACUGUGUUCGGCCCAGAAGAAAGGGAUCCAAUUCCGCUGAGUGUUUACCACAUGCCUAUUUGUGUGAGCUUCGCCUUCUUCCAGCAGGGCUCGUAUUUGCUGGUGGAUCCGUGCGAGAAAGAGGAGCUGGUCAUGGAUGGACUCUUGGUCUUGGCCAUGAACAAACACAGAGAGAUCUGCUCCAUUCAGUCCAGCGGAGGCAUCAUGCUACUCAAAGACCAGGUUCUGAGGUGCAGCAAAAUAGCAAGUGUGAAAGUGUCAGAAAUCACAGAGCUCAUCACUAAAGCCCUGGAAAAUGACAGACGAGCCAGGAAAGAAGGUGGCAAGUUCGGCUUCGCCGAGUCUGUAGUAAAAGAGCGGAUCACAGUCCUGACGAGAGAGGAAGCGCCGUUGGACACGAAGGAUAUCCAGGCGACAGCUGACGGCAUCAUCGGCAGUGCGGACGUUCCUCCUGAAGUCGUUCCCUCCCCUGUCAUUGUUGCCACGGGAACUGGACAGGUAGGGGAAGGGCUAGAGAACACAUGGGGUUUGGAAGAAGAUGACGAUGAAGAGGAAAUGUCUGACAUACCCGAGCGGAAGAAAAAGGAAGAUGAAGUGAUGGUCCUCUCAGACAGCGAGGAAGAAGAAGUUGUGAUUUUGAAUCAAGACGGCCAAACCAAACGCUCGCAACGCUGAAGAGGAAACGAAGCUGUAAGAAGGACCAGCGUUCCACUCGAGCUGGUGUUUCCAGCCUGUCAAGCUGCCUUUCUGAUCACUGCCUUUUGUUCGAUCAAAUUGAUCGGUUCUUGGGCAUCAAAAAGAUGGCACAGAAAAGCUAAAUAAAUGUUUCUUUCUUUUUUUUGUUUUUACAUUAUAUAUUAAAACUAUUUGAUUCAAUGUA